AGUCCUUACUCUAAUAGUAUCCAACCGUUGUAUGGUAGGAGCAACUGAGGAGACAGGCCGUGCUCCGUUGAAGGUGCCCCGAGUCCAAAAGCCAUCCCUUUGCCCAAUAAUAACACGUAUCAUAGUCCUUUUCAUAGCCCUCACCAUCAGUCUAGGAACAGCCUGUACUUGGUGGUCAUGGGGAUACUCAUGGGUAGUCGAGGAAAGCAUUGGCAUAUACCCAAUAUACGAAUGUCCACAGUUAGCUCACACCUUUGCCGCGAGCCUAGAGGUCCCAGACGGCCCUCGUUGCCAGGUCUCCCUUCCUUACAGAACCGCUGCUGUGGCCAUCAUAGCAGAGAACGGUUUCGCGGUGUCUGAGAACUCCAACUUGAAUGAACGUCGUGGCAAGUGCGUGAUACCGUCUAGAGCCCAUCACGAGACCGACAUUGUUUGUUACUCACUAGAUUACUGCGGCAACACAUGCCAUGUAUCGGGCUCAUCACGGAGAUGCCCUGACCCCUCGAGCCUCGAUGAUGAUGAGGCCUACGGUGCUGUACCACUCCAGUGUGAUAUCCUUGUUGGUCGUAGGACAGACCACUCACCUGUGGUGGUUACCAUGAACUGUGCUGAUAUCCUCGAUGGCUCUUACUGCAACAAUGACUACAGUGUAUCCCCUUCCAACAUAGUGGCGAUGAGAGGCCUCAUCGCUGGUGUGGUCCUUAUUGUCAUCUUCUGGUUCGUGGCUGAGCUCAUACUCCGUCAUGUCGACAUCAACCUCCGCAAGGAGAAGGCGGAGGGUCUGGCCAAGAUGGCUGUUGAGCUCCCUGAGAAGCGAGCGUACCUGAGAGCUCAGAUAGAGCUGAGAUGGGAUGAGGAGGCACAGCUAGCGUACAAGGCCGAUAGUGAUACCUCCUCUAUAUCUGGCACAGCAUACGAUCUAAGUUCCGUCUACAGUCACCAGAUGGGGUCUGCUGCUCCUACUGCCACUACUGCUAUCACUCCUAGAGCGACACCGAGGAGCUUUGCGGCCUUCUCGCCGGUCCCUCACACAUCAUCAUCUGGUCAUCACUCAUCGACACCUCUAGGCUCAGGACCAUAUGACAGCGUUGGUGGGAGUGCUGGGCUAAUGGACAGCAAAGUGAGAUCACAGCUACGAUCAAGAGACCCUAGGAAGCGGUAUGAGAGUAACGCUUGGAGGAGGAGACUGAGGCAGUGGAAGGAACUGAGGGAACAGAAGCUGACCACCUUCCUCACCAAGCAACGCUUCCGGACCAUCCUUCUGAACAUAUUCUUCCUAUUACUUAUAAUUAUUACGCUCUACCUGAUAAUAUAUUUCUCACCACAACAGAUGAAGAGCAAACGAACGGCAUUGGAUGCUCUCUUUGGGAACAUAUCUAUUUGGCGUAUGUCGUCAUGGUUGGACCUCCUUAUUUUUAUUGACGUCAUAUUGGACACCUUCCUCUUCCUUAUAGCCUGCUGUGUGGUGAAGUGGCCAAGAGCGCCGGUGUUCAGUCGACACCUUCAGGUUGCUAUGAAGAUAGCAGUCGAUGAAGUAGCUAACGAAGGGUUGGAGGAGGGUCGUGGGUACGAGGAAGACCACGCCUCCCCAAUGGGUAUUCAUAACGUUGGUGACGAGGCGGUGGACCUCAACAUCAGUCGCGACAGCAGCGAGGAUACGGUCACCGCUGACUUUGUUAUGAACCAGUCAAUGACCAGAGAUUGCUGCCUGAUGGUCGCCUGCCAUAUGUCCACGAUGACAGCGGAGCGUUUCGAUACCUUUACUACCACACUACGAUCAGCUAUGAUGGUGUUUCCUCCUGGUCACAUCUUUGUCUGUGACAACGGACCAAGCCUCUGCCCACAGGACCAUACACAGUGGGCUGUUCAGCAGGUCCAUCCUGAUAUCAAUUACUUAUACAUUCCUGAAGGUAAUAAGACCUUCGCCUUCUACUGGUGCAACAAGUAUUGGAUACCGUUCCUCUCGCGGUAUUCUAGAGUUAAGGACUUUAGGUUUGCAGUCAUCAUUGAUGAUGAUGUCCCCCUGCCUCCAGAUCUUCAUAUCCCCCAGGAGCAUCUUGAAAAGGACCAUAGCAUAAAAGCUGUGCACUUCCCGAUCACAGCUGCAUCGCCAGAUGGGCGGCCGAACCUUCUGGUUAGGUGUCAAGAUGUGGAGUAUAAGAUGGCUGCAGUCCACAAGUUACUACAGGCUACCAUGUCUAGGUGUUUGUCAUGUCAUGGUGCCAUCGCCCUUUGGGACCGAGAAGCUCUAGAUGAGGUUUUCUAUGAGCAUGAUACGGUCUUCAAUGGCGAGGAUAUGUACAUGGGGCUAUCACUGCUCCGUAAAAGGGACAACUCUAAGAUCAUAUCCUGUGCUCAAGCCGUCGUUCCUACUUAUGCACCUGAUUCCUGGACGGUAUUGUUCCGUCAACGUGUGAAGUCAUGGGAAUUAACGUCUCACAAGAAGACAUUCUCAUAUUUGUUUGAAGUAUUCCAUCCUGCAUCAUUCUGCCAUGUCGCUAGUCUAGCGUUGAAGCCGUACUUCAUGCAGGAGUUACUGGCAAUCGUUCUCGAUUGGCUCCGAGUGUUCCUCCUUUGUGGCCUACUACUAAGAGACUGGGUCGGUCUGUUGAUGAUGACCAUGGUCUUCACGGCCCUUCUCUAUUUCGUUGUCGCUGUAUUCCAAAUCGUCGUGCUGCGUGAGAGGAAGGAGCUACGUAGUACACUGUGCACGUGCAUAACCUUCCCUUGGUAUCGUCUAAGUGGAUUACUCUUCCGACUUGGAGCACUCUGCCAGAAUUUACUCGUCUAUAGUCAUGAACGCACCAACAUUAAAAUUGGUGUUCGAGAGGAUGAGAUAAGGGACAUCCCCCCAUGCCCCCCUCAUCCUGAUGUCGAUUGGUUCACAGUGUGGGUUCAGAGUGAGCCCGUUGAGAAGCCUAUUACGGCAUCUCAUGCCUUGCCUAGAUCUCGUCGAGGCGCAGCAGCCUCUCCGAGCACAGUGGCAUCAUCUCCUGCAUCACUACUACGCUCAGGAGUGCUCACUGGCCCAUACAAUAAUCACCACUAUCAUCAUUAUCAACAACAACAGUAUCAUGGUCACUACGUCGUGAGAGACUAGAAUGCUGGUUACCCCCAGUAAUCCCCAAGUUGUCUCUCUGUGUCCACUACCCCAUGACUAAGUACCGACUAGAGUAAUUGUCAUCACAACAACAGUAGUGGCAAAUGUCGUCUACAAUUCUGUGCAUGAGUGCAUGUUCUCGUAUUGUAUAUCAAAUGAUGAAUAAGUCGAAUCUAUUUUUGUUAUCUACUCUCUAUUUUUGUCGUUUCGUCUUUGUAUCGAAAUCGUUUGUCAUAAUCGUAGAAAUUAUCAUCACCAUCACCGUCACCACCACCACUAGCAGCAGCAAACUGCAGUAUCGUCAGCUUAGUGUCUUCCUAGUCACCAUCGUCCACUCGUCCUCUUGACUCGUACAUCUCGUAAAUGAAAUCCGUCUCUUUU
Perkinsus marinus ATCC 50983 is the source of this 3481-nucleotide messenger RNA. RefSeq lists its product as hypothetical. Lineage: Eukaryota; Perkinsozoa; Perkinsida; Perkinsidae. The record is from RefSeq and is a predicted model, not a curated record. The transcript has 23 exons. The coding region runs from base 32 to 3100 and encodes 1022 amino acids.